CAGACAAUGCCUCCCAACCUCACCGGCUACUACCGCUUUGUCUCACAGAAGAACAUGGAGGACUACCUGCAAGCCCUAAACAUCAACAUGGCUCUACAGAAGAUAGUGCUGCUGCUCAAGCCAGACAAGGAGAUUGACCAUCAGGGCAACCACAUGACAGUGAAGACCCUCAGCACCUUCCGAAACUAUGUUCUGGAAUUUGAGGUGGGAGUUGAGUUUGAGGAGGACCUAAGCAUCAUGGAUGGACGAAAAUGCCAGACCAUAGUAACCUGGGAGGAGGAGCAACUGGUAUGUGUACAGAAAGGGGAGGUCCCCAACCGGGGCUGGAGACACUGGCUGGAGGGAGAGAAGCUGCAUCUGGAACUGACUGCAAGGGAUGCAGUUUGUGAGCAGGUCUUCAGGAAGGUCAAAUAGCCGGAGAGGAGCUGAGGGCCCCUCCAGACCGCGCCAGUCCCCAGACUCCUCUUGCUUGUGCCCCUUCAAGCCCAGAUUGUCCCAGGUCAGCAGUCCCUUUCUCAGGCCACUUACUCUCCCUCUGGGUCCCUUCUCACCCCUCCCCAUGUUAAUCUAUAACUUUCAGCCCCCAGGCCAAAGUCCUUCUUUCUCACACUCCACUGCCCAAUAGUGACCUUUUAUCCAAUUCCAGGUCUGGCCUCCUGGAUGAAAGAAACAGACAAAGGGGGAAGGGCCCUUGAGAAUAUCUAAU
Molecule: messenger RNA, 706 nt
Organism: Diceros bicornis minor
Lineage: Eukaryota; Metazoa; Chordata; Mammalia; Perissodactyla; Rhinocerotidae
Gene: RBP5
Product: retinol binding protein 5
Exons: 4
Coding region: 7-414 (135 amino acids)
Biological process (GO): fatty acid transport
Cellular component (GO): nucleus; cytosol
Molecular function (GO): fatty acid binding
Source: RefSeq, a predicted model, not a curated record